This is a messenger RNA of Sphaeroforma arctica JP610, 156 nucleotides long. RefSeq lists its product as hypothetical. The annotation marks the transcript as partial. The record is from RefSeq and is a predicted model, not a curated record. The transcript has a single exon. NCBI's taxonomy places the organism in Eukaryota, Ichthyosporea, Ichthyophonida.
GAUGACGACAUCAGUAUGGACGUGGUCCUGGUCAAUCUAUUCCGCGAGUGCAAUAAGAUCUGGGCCGAGGCAAAACUGGGAUUCGAACUGUACACGUACAAGGUCGUGGCCUGUCCCGACAAAACCGGGUUCGGAGAGAUUGUACCAGGUAUUUAG